Molecule: messenger RNA, 1599 nt
Organism: Akanthomyces muscarius
Lineage: Eukaryota; Fungi; Ascomycota; Sordariomycetes; Hypocreales; Cordycipitaceae
Exons: 4
Coding region: 1-1599 (532 amino acids)
Molecular function (GO): RNA binding
Source: RefSeq, a predicted model, not a curated record
AUGGGUAAAAAAGCUUCAUUGUUGGCCUCGUCCAAGGCGGUCGACCCCCACCUGCAGGCUCUCUUCGCCUCGAGUGCUGGCCCCGUUUCCGCUCCUCCCGCGUCGAGAUAUCAUAAACUUCGAGAAAACAAGCCCAACUCUGCGUCGGAUGACGAAGAUUCUGGUGACGACGAAGUGCUGUCCGAAGCCAGCGACGAGCUCAACUACGAAGAUGAUGAGGAGAAGGAAGAAGAGGACGACAAUAGCUCCGAAAAGGAUGAGCCUGAGGAGGAUGCUGAGGAAGAGUCCAGUGUUGAAGAGGAAGCCGAGGCGGUCGCUGAGCCUCGCAAAGAGCGCAAGCGCAAGCGCAAAGACGACAAUGAAGAUUUAGAAACAAACUAUCUUGCCAGUCUGACCCAGGACGAUGAGGAAAAGCCUUCUGGAAAGCGCAUAAAGGCCAAGGGCUCAAAGGCGGGCUCCGACUCUGAUGACAGCGAUGUCGAUGAUGACAAGGAAGAACUCCCCACACACGAGUCUCUCAGCAAAGAGGCCAAGGCCGCCGAGACCGACAAGGCCGCCAGAACCGUCUUUUUGGCAAACGUUUCCGCAGAGGCUGUCUCUUCGAAAGCUGCCAAGAAGCAACUGCUCGCGCAUCUCUCUACUGCUCUCGACAAGGACGACGCCGCCGUCCAAAAAGUUGAGUCUAUUCGCUUCCGUUCCGUCGCCUUUUCCACGGGCUCCAUGCCGAAGCGCGCCGCCUACAUUACCAAGUCGGUCAUGGAAGCUACCACCCACUCUACAAACGCCUAUGUCGUCUUCUCCACCGCCGCCGCUGCCCGUCGCGUGUGUCAGCAGCUCAACGGCACCGAGGUGCUCGGGCGCCACAUCCGCGUCGACAAUGUCGCCCACCCGAGCCCGACGGACCACCGCCGCUGCAUCUUUGUCGGCAACCUCGGCUUCGUCGACGACGAGACCAUGCUCAACACCAACAAGGACGGCGAGCAGGAAACCAAGAAGCGCAACAAGGUGCCCUCUGAUAUCGAAGAGGGUCUGUGGCGUACAUUCUCCAAGCACGGCAAGGUAGAAAACGUGCGUGUUCCUCGAGACCCUCAUACCCGUGUGGGCAAAGGUUUUGCCUAUGUUCAGUUCUACGACGGUAACACUGUGGAAGAGGCACUGCUUGCCGACGGCAAGAGCUUCCCUCCCAUGCUCCCCCGCAAACUCCGCGUCACUCGCGCCAAGGAUCCCCGCAAGACGAACCAGGCAAUUGAACGCACCAAGUCCAAGUUUAACAGCAACAGCAAGGGCAGCGAGCGCAAGGGCAAGAUAUCUAAGAAGGGCGUUUCGACCUACGUGCCCAAGGUCACGCCUGAGCAGCAAGCCGCCGCGGGCCGCGCCGCCAAGCUCUUUGGCCGCGCCCGCGGAGGCGCGUACGGAAACGGCAACGCCCUGCCCAGCGGCGUCAAGGCGCCUGAGAGGAUUGUCUUUGAGGGUCGUCGUGCGUCGUCUAGGGAUGCCCUCCCCAAGGACCUUAAGAAGAAGGUCAAGACCAAGCGCGCCCGACCCACGACGAGAAGCGCUCGCCGUGGCAACGACUGGAAGAAGAAGUCUGACAAAUAA